Messenger RNA from Micropterus salmoides (largemouth bass), 8404 nucleotides. It is a transcript of the gene fgfr3, whose product is annotated as fibroblast growth factor receptor 3. The record is from RefSeq and is a predicted model, not a curated record. Gene Ontology annotation, biological process: fibroblast growth factor receptor signaling pathway; positive regulation of MAPK cascade; protein phosphorylation. Gene Ontology annotation, molecular function: ATP binding; fibroblast growth factor binding; fibroblast growth factor receptor activity. Gene Ontology annotation, cellular component: signaling receptor complex; membrane. NCBI's taxonomy places the organism in Eukaryota, Metazoa, Chordata, Actinopteri, Centrarchiformes, Centrarchidae.
CUUCACAGGCAGCCCGCGGUGGAGAGCCACCAGUCCGAGUUAGUUGACCCGAGGCGACAAAACUCAACGACUGGCAUCCGCGCAGGAGAGGAGCGAAGAGCCGCGUUCACUUCACUCCAGUCCUCCUCAUCCACACUGCCCCGUGCACGACAGGAUGAACGCAUUGUGGAGGUUUGGAAAUUUUGGACAGCAGCGCGCAGUGGAAAACAGGAUUUAGUGGAGAAAUUGGCUUUCGCAACGGCGGUGCCCGAGCCGAGGACUCUCGCUGUCAAGUCUUAAGGGGGAUUUCUGACUUUUUUCCUCCACUGUUGAUAAACUGCUCCGUGAAGCGCGAGGAAUUACGGAUUUUAAAGUAGUCUUGUGGAGUUUUAUGAAGUUUACAGGAUAAUAACGGCAGUUUCUCUCGUUCUGAAAGCUUGGUGACAUCUAAAAGGCUGAGAUUUGCUGUCAGAACGGGAUACUUUGGGUUAGCAGCGGGGAGUCGUUGGAUAGUUUCUUGCGGCGUUGGAGGCCGCCCUUCUGUUGGACAGUAUGCGAACGGAGGAUGUUGUCUGAGUCUGAGUCGGGCCUUGCUGCUCUCACCUCGUCGUCCAGAGGAAUGACUGCUCUGUGGUGCUCACUCUGGUUUUCCUUCCUCCUGCCUCUCUGCGUCACUCCAGCCAGGCUGCCCACUGCUCAGCCCACAGACUCUGUGUCCAGCGAGACAGCCUUCCUGGAGGAAUAUGUUCUGGGCACGGGGGACACCCUGGAAAUAUCAUGUGACCAGGAAGACCACCCAAAACCCAUUGUCUGGUUCAAAGAUGGCGCAGGGCUGGUGCCUAGCAACCGGACACGGCUGGGCCAGAGGAUGCUGCGCAUCAUCAACGUGUCAUACGAAGACUCGGGCAUCUACUCGUGCCGGCAUAAUCACAGCAACAUGCUGCUCAGCAACUACACUGUCCGGGUGACAGAUUCUUUGUCGUCUGGUGAUGAUGAAGAUUAUGAUGAAGAUCCAGAAGAUGCAGAACCUCCAUAUUGGACUAGGCCUGACCGGAUGGACAAGAAGCUCUUGGCCGUUCCAGCCGCCAAUACCGUCAAGUUCCGCUGUGCUGCAGCCGGAAACCCAACGCCGACCAUCCGCUGGCUGAAGAACGAAGAAUUCAAGGGAGAGCAAAGGAUGGGAGGCAUCAAGUUGAGACACCAGCAAUGGAGUCUGGUGAUGGAGAGUGCCGUGCCGUCAGACCGCGGAAACUACACCUGUGUGGUGCAGAACAAUUACGGCACCAUCACCCACACCUACCAGCUGGAUGUGCUAGAGCGUUCCCCUCACAGGCCUAUCCUCCAGGCAGGCCUGCCAGCCAAUCAGACGGUGGUGGUGGGCAGCGACGUGGAGUUUCAUUGUAAGGUGUACAGCGACGCCCAGCCGCAUAUCCAGUGGCUGAAACACAUCGAGGUCAACGGCAGCCGCUAUGGCCCCGACGGCGUCCCCUAUGUCAACAUCCUGAAGACGGCUGGUAUUAACACUACAGAUAAGGAGCUAGAGGUUCUCUUCUUGACCAAUGUGUCUUUUGAGGAUGCGGGCGAGUACACUUGUCUGGCAGGGAACUCUAUCGGUUAUGCUUACCACUCUGCCUGGCUGACAGUGCUUCCAGCAGUGAGCCCGGAGAAGGAAGACUACUACGCCGACAUACUCAUCUAUGUUACGGGCUGUGUGCUCUUCAUCCUCGCCGUGGUCAUCGUUGUCCUUUGUCGCAUGAGAAUGACCACGCAGAAGACGCUGCCCACACCGCCUGUGCAAAAACUAUCAAAGUUCCCCCUCAAGAGACAGCAGGUAUCCUUGGAUUCAAACUCCUCCAUGAACUCCAACACCCCAUUGGUCAGGAUUGCGCGCCUGUCAUCUAGCGAUGGACCGAUGCUGGCCAACGUCUCGGAGCUGGAACUGCCCUCCGACCCCAAAUGGGAGUUUCCUCGAACACGGCUGACUCUGGGUAAACCUCUGGGCGAGGGCUGCUUCGGUCAGGUGGUGAUGGCCGAGGCCAUCGGCAUCGACAAGGAGAAGCCCAACAAGCCACUCACUGUUGCUGUGAAAAUGUUGAAAGAUGACGCCACAGAUAAAGAUUUGUCAGACCUGGUGUCAGAGAUGGAGAUGAUGAAGAUGAUUGGAAAACACAAAAACAUUAUCAACCUGCUCGGAGCGUGCACGCAGGACGGUCCUCUCUACGUCCUGGUGGAAUAUGCCUCUAAAGGCAACCUUAGGGAGUACCUGCGAGCGCGGCGGCCCCCGGGCAUGGACUACUCCUUUGACACCUGUAAAAUACCCGACGAGCAGCUCACCUUCAAAGACUUGGUGUCCUGCGCCUACCAGGUCGCCCGCGGCAUGGAGUACCUCGCCUCGCAGAAGUGUAUCCACAGAGACCUGGCAGCCAGAAACGUCCUUGUGACGGAGGACAACAUUAUGAAGAUCGCCGAUUUUGGUCUCGCCAGAGACGUGCACAAUAUAGACUACUACAAAAAGACCACAAACGGUCGUCUGCCCGUGAAAUGGAUGGCUCCGGAGGCUCUGUUCGACCGGGUCUACACGCACCAGAGCGAUGUAUGGUCCUAUGGGGUGUUGUUGUGGGAGAUCUUCACCCUGGGGGGCUCACCGUACCCAGGGAUCCCAGUAGAAGAACUCUUUAAGCUGCUGAAGGAGGGACAUCGGAUGGACAAACCUGCCAACUGCACCCAUGAACUGUAUAUGAUCAUGAGGGAGUGCUGGCAUGCAGUGCCGUCACAGAGACCAACCUUCAGACAGCUGGUAGAAGAUCACGACCGGGUUUUAUCAAUGACCUCCACCGAUGAGUACCUGGACCUGGCGGUGCCCUUCGAGCAGUACUCGCCCACCUGUCAGGACUCCAACAGCACCUGCUCCUCAGGAGACGACUCAGUUUUUGCCCACGACCCGUUGCCUGACGAGCCCUGUCUUCCCAAACAGCUUCCCAGUAACGGGGUGAUUAGGACAUAAAACCUGAGCUGGGAGGUGGGGGGGGGGUUGGACUUUAACCUCCUCUCACAGUUUGUGACUAACAAACACCUCUCAGUGACUCACGCUCCUCAAGAUAUGGAAAUGAAAACUCUGCAUGCAAUACUUCCACAGUGCUUCAGCUCUUCGAUUGGUCUUAAACUCUUUGUCGAAAAUCCUCUGAGUUUCUUUCCUCCCCCUCCUCCUCCUCCCCAAGACACUCUUGAAACAUUGAAGGAUUAUUUUUCGCCAUGUUUGUGUUCUUCUUUUCAGAAAUGAAAUUAUAUUUUUGUACUCGGGCCAGUCUUUUGUUACAGACAAUCUGUGGGUUGAAACCAUUCCGUGCCUACUGGGAUAAAAAAACCUCCGGAGACUAAAAAAGAGAGACAAAAAGGAUAUAAGAGGAGGGAAUGAAGGGCAUUGGUCAGUGACUGGCUGGUGAUCUACUAGGCGAGGAUCUCAGAUUUUUUUUCCUGUCCUCUGCGUGGAGACCUCAGAUCACGAGUUCGCGAUCUUAAAGAAAAUCCGUUGACAAGAAACCAGCAAAGCCAGAAUCGACUCGAUGAUGGUACUCGUUCUUCAGAAGACACUCAAUAACUUGUCUCAGCUUUUACAGAAGACGUUCAACAACAGAGAGGAUUACAUGAGCAUAUAAAUUUUUUUCUCAUGGAUUUGUACGCCAUCGUCACAUUUAAGUAUCCCGAAAAACAGUUUUGUGAUAAUCAUGGAACAAAUUCCUCACCAAAAGUGAGGCAAAGUUUCAGGGCCCUUCAGUAGUUAGUAAAGUAAGGUUCAGAGUUUUUUUUAUGUAUCUAGAAAAUGAUUUAUUGUAAAUAUAUAAAUGCAAAUAUGUAUCAUAUUGCUGUUCACAGCCAUGUACUUAAAAGACAAAAAAUUACAUUUUUUAAAGUAUUGUUUUAGGAUGGAAGAAUUGCAAUCUAGAAGACACUGUCAUGAAAGUGUAAAUCAUUUAAUCAUUGAUACAGAAAAGGUUUAUUUGAAUAAUUAACGUGUAUAUUUGUAAAGAUAUUUAUAGACUUAACAUGUGGUUCUUAAGUUCGAAAGGUCUAGUUUAGGAUUUUAGUACUGUACGCAAAGAUUUUUAUUUUAAUUUUUUUUGUAACUUAUUUUACAACAGAACUGCAACGUUAUUUUUCACAACUGGCAGGCUCCUCUGGUUUUUGAUCCAUCUUUUUUUGUUUACAGUUUUAAAAAAAAAGAAUGUAUGACAGACACGAAGAUGAUUUUUGAGAGCGAGUGUGAUUCAACCGCCAGAGCCGGACUCAAGAACUGAAGGCUCCUGCCGAAAAGAGCUGGAUGUUUCCGCUGAUUUCAAAUUCAGGUUUGAAAAGUUGACGUUUGCAAUAUCAAAGCAACGAUUAACUCUUGCUGGGCAAGAAAUAGCAGCGCAUCGAGAUAUGUACCAGAGAGGCCUUUUAGUAUGACUGAAGUACUUAAAGACAUAUUGAACAACAACUAGCUGUGAAUCAUAAAAAGCCUUCAGAAAACCUCAGCAGCCUGUUUAAGGAACAAUCCUCCUACUGAUGCUGUUUCACUGUUCAAUCAGUAAUGUGCAAUCCAUUCCAGGAUGGAUUGGUAGCUUGUUUGCUACCUAGUGUAAAAAUAACAAAUCCCACAAUGCAAUGCUUCCCCUUUACUCUUGUCUAAAUAAGAGUUUAUGCAAAACCACACCUGUCAGCAGCAAUGCUAGAUGAUUGAAUAACAAAACCAUCAGAUAUGAGAAUAGUCAAUCUGUGGACAAGUGAGCAAUUUCAGACACUACUUAAGUGAUGAACUACAUUUCUUUUCAGCAGUUAUCAAAGAAUGUACUUGAACUUGUGGCAUUCAGAAAAAUGUGAAAACAUGCAAGCUAGUUCAGCAAGCUCUCGCUCCUUAAUUCUGAGCCCUAACAACAAAUCUGACAUUUAGCAAUGGCAAAACGACCCAGCAAUUCAAAGUAUUAGGUAAUUUUUGAACAGUGUUAAUGCAGUUAUAGGUGGAUUUUUUCUUGUAAAGGUCUCUCUGAAGGCUUCAAACUCUUAUAUUAUAACAGAAAGGUCACAGGGCCGGUGCUUACAAGCUGCAUGCAGUGUCAAAGUGCGUUUGAGCAAGACACUCAUGGAUACAAACAUGCAGAAAUGUGAAGCUGUUAUGUUCUUUUGUGCUUGAGUGUUACUAAAAAGCCUGGCCAGAUGCUUGAGUUUUUAUCGCUGCUCUAUAGUAUUAAUACUGAAAUGAAGGCAUGCUGUGUGACAAACAGAUCACACAGCAAAAAAGAAAAAUAUAUACAGUAAAUAUGUUGGUUUGUUAAAGAAGACUCUGAAGUCUGUGGCUGAUCCUUCUUCAAGCUUAGUUUGCUUAAAAAAGUGCCAAAUUAGUCUUAAAAGUCUAUCUCUUCAGAUCUCUGAACCAAAUACUGCACUGUCGAAUGUAGGCGGGUGGAGGUUACAUGUGCAGGGAAGGAUCAUGGGAUUGCCAAAUGGAUAUCUCCCUUUUUUUAUGCAGUAGUCUCUCUAGCUGACCCCAAAAAAGCGCAAGGGUUGAAAUGUUUACAGAGUCUGUUUUUAGCGAAGUCACAAAAGGGAAAACAGCAUUCGAGUGGCAAUGAAGGGUUCAGAAACAUGAUUCACUCGCUGCUAAAUGGAAACGGUGGUAACGAUUUACUGUGCAAGGGCCUUGUUCCAGUGUGUGAACUGAAUUUAAGUAGAUACAUUUUUGUAAUUACCCAACAAGACCGUGUGAGUACUUAAUGAAAUCUCCCCCAAUUUAAAGUACUUAAAAUAGUAAAUUUUUAUAUUUAAUUCUAUUACUGCACUGGGAGAUUUCUAUGUUUUUAGCACCAAAUUAUGUACUUUUUCAUUGGUUUAUGCACAGAAACAAGGCCUUUGUAAAGUGGAAGGUUGCACACUAUUGUUUUUUCUGUUUUCAGUACGGUUUUGCAGUUUUGGCCCAAAUCUAUGAAGUGCCUGGAAUAAUUUAGUAAACAAAAAGGAGAUUAAUUGAAUCAUUCUGAUCAUGUUUUGAAUGUAUAAUAGCAAAAAAAAAACGUAACUGAAAUAAAAAAGCAGUUCUUACUAGAAGCAGGCUAUGUAAAUAUUAGCCUCAACAUUGUCUUUAUUUUUCUUUUAUUUGAACAAGACAAAAAGGAGCUUGUGUAAAGAUUGGAUGGAUCUAAUGAAACGGAUGGUGUUUUCUUUUAUUUAUUCUUCCAUGCUGGGUAAAAGCUUUCCCUAUGGUGAGAGUGUUUUUAUUCAUAUCGAUCUGCUUUUCAGUGUUGUUUCUCAUUAAAGAGCCAGAAGAUGAUGAUACUGAUGAUGAUGAUGAUGUAGUCAUUUUACUAUAUAGGCUACUGAUGCCCCCCAUCAGGCUUUGCUCCUGGUUUAAUUUAGCCUUUCCCUUCCUUUUUUCUGUAUCCUUGUCAAGCAAGCAUGGUUUUACUGUGAUGCUGACAGCACCUGUUUUUCUGUAGGAUUUUUAAAGAGUAUGUGUUGUUUUUAACAUGUGUCUUGUUUAAGGCAACAAAAGUAAAGUUACUGCAUGUUCCAAAAUGCUGAGAUCCAUAAUACACAUAUAAAUAAAUAAAUAAUUAGGCUACUAGUUAUAGAAAAGGACACUCCUCAUAUCGUUUUCGAUUCAACACGCUUUCUUGCAUUUUAAAGUACUACCGUGAUAGAUUUCUGUACAUCCAUGGGUACAUUGCAAACAAGAACUGUUGAUAGCUAAUUCUAUUCCUUUUAAAAGUGUUAAUUUGUAAAUAAAUAACAAUAAAAAAACUUAAAGCUUCUGGGUGGGCGUUUCCCAUUUGUGGGCCACCGUUGCUAUUGUCAAUUACCGUACGCGCCAUUGUCCUGUAUCCUUCAAGCGUUGAUGCAAGACAAAGCAAGCCCACAUCGUGCUGGUUAUACUGUAUAUCAUUAGUUAUUUAAGACGUGUCCCUUUACAACAUUAAACACUGGGAGGACCCAUUACGCUAUGCUGUUAAGUUUGUUUUUCAUUCACAAAGUGGAAGAUAGCAAGUACGGCUAACUUGCCUCCAUUUGGAAAGUAGAAGCUAAUUAGCCUAGCUUGCUAACACUAAUCCUGAUUCCCUCUAGACGUUACUUUUGGUUCAUGUUAUUUCAACACCUCAUCAAAACUGGAGAUAAAUACAUUUAAUUGGACAACAACGAGACAGGAUACAGGAGUUACAUUUGAGAAAAUGUGAUAGUUAUAAUAAUGUGUCCUUUUAAUUUUGAUGCUGCUUAACCACUACAAACAAAAUCAAAUAUCUUAAAUAUCAGUGGGCAGUUUUGAUGUCCCAUAAUGGUUUAAAUUCAGUUUUUUUAUCGUGACACGAAUAACAAAAUCCUAACUUCAAAUUUAACAGUGUUUGUAUCAGCAAAUAUAUAUUCAGUUCUAUUGCAACAAUAUCAGUAUUAGCCUCGAAAAACAUGCGUUGUUCAACAGACAGAUGUUAAAAACAAUUUAAAAAACAACAUUAUUUUAAGAGUGAACAUGUUUCCUUUACUAUUGAAUGAAUAAACACCACGGCCACAGCAGGGAGAGACUCUUACUGUAUGUACAGUCACACAUCUGCCUUUAACCACCUGUCGUCUCCACUCUGACUGACUUAUUUAUUCUCUUUCUGUUCAACAAGAAGUGAAAUCAGGAUUGAAGAUGAAACUGGAAGGAAAGAGGUAUACCUUGACUGAGGUGUCGGAGAUACACCUUUCCUUCCAGAGAUAUCAAAACGAUACAUUCUUCUCAUGUUGUUUUUAUUUUAUUUUCCAAGUUGGAAUGGACAUUUUUCACACAGCUCUCCUCUGUUUUUCAUCCCAUUUUUAAUUUCAUCAUGCAGCUCUAACCUGACAAUGUUAGUCCAGAUUAAUUUAGAGUUUGAAAUAUGCUUUUACGUUGCUGAUGUACAUGAGUAGAGUUUUAUGUAGCUAUGUGAGCUAUUUUGUAAGAAUCUUAGAGAGGAAAUGAUUUUCAUAUACAUUUUAUUUUAUUUCCGUUACGUCACAUUUCAUUUUGCAUUCCACAUCAAGUUUAUUUUACAACUAGUGAGACAAAAUCAUGUUUGUCCUUUGAUUUUUUUUUCCAAUCCCAUAUAAUUUAUUUCGCCUCCCUCUGUAUUCAUGUUUCUAACAUAGAAAGGUGGAACUAACUAUUUGGCAUUAUGUGAUUUUUUUUUUGUUAUUUUUAAAUCAUAGCAUGUUUGUUGCAAUGUACCUGUUUUGAACAUGAUGAAUCCUCUGUAACAUUCCACCACAACAGCCCCUCUGGGUAAACAUCUCCCACUGGGAAAAAACAACUAUUUCACAACUCUCUCUUUCUCUUUCUCAGUCUCACUCUCUCUCGCGCGCUCUCUCUCUCUCUCUCUCUCUCCGUGCCUGACAAACUAUGCUGUCAAAAAAGGUUUUCAAUAAACAUGUUAUAAUAGCG